Messenger RNA from Leptonychotes weddellii (Weddell seal), 2556 nucleotides. Lineage: Eukaryota; Metazoa; Chordata; Mammalia; Carnivora; Phocidae. The record is from RefSeq and is a predicted model, not a curated record.
CACGCGACCGUCUCCACCUCCCGCCCUUCUCUACCUCCUGGCCCGCCUGGCCAGUGAUGAGAUAUUCGGACGGGUCGGAAGGUGGCCACCGCGAUCGAAAUCACGUCCACGACCGCGACCAUGGCCGAGCAUCACGCCCAGAAUAAAGCCAAGCUCAUCUCUGAGACCCGACGGAGAUUCGAAACCGAAUAUGUGACAGAUAAGCCAGAUAAAUAUGAUCCACGUGAUGUUGAAAGGCUACAACAGGAUGAUAACUGGGUUGAAAGUUACUUACUUUGGAGACAUAGUAUUGUUGAUGAAACACUGAAGAUGCUUGAUGAAAGUUUUCAGUGGAGGAAAGAAAUGUGUGUCAACGACCUGACUGAAUCCUCCAUUCCCAGAUGGUUAUUGGAAAUUGGUAGUAUUUAUCUCCACGGUUAUGACAAAGAAGGCAACAAGUUGUUCUGGAUCAGGGUGAAGUAUCACGUAAAAGACCAUAAAACCAUGUUGGACAAAAAGAAGCUUAUCGCAUUCUGGUUGGAACGUUACGCUAAAAGAGAAAAUGGGAAACCCGUAACAGUGAUGUUUGACCUGUCAGAAACUGGAAUAAAUAGCAUAGACAUGGACUUUGUACGCUUUAUCAUCAACUGCUUUAAGGUUUAUUAUCCUAAAUACCUCUCAAAAAUGGUGAUCUUUGAUAUGCCUUGGAUAAUGAACGGUGACCCAGCAGAAGAACUGUAUUUUGGAAGUACAGAAUCUGGAGAGAAGAAAACUUUAAUAGUGUUGACAAAUGUAACAAAAAACAUCGUAGCAUUUAAGGUGAGAACAACUGCUCCAGAAAAAUACAGAGUCAAGCCAAGCAACAGCAGUUGUGACCCUGGUGCAUCAGUUGAUAUAGUUGUGUCUCCCCACGGGGGUUUAACAGUCUCUGCCCAAGACCGUUUCCUGAUAAUGGCUGCAGAAAUGGAACAGUCAUCUGGCACGGGCCCAGCAGAAUUGACUCAGUUCUGGAAAGAAGUCCCCAGAAACAAAGUGAUGGAGCAUAGGUUAAGAUGCCAUAUUGUUGAGAGCAGUAAACCAACCACUCUGACAUUAAAAGACAGUGCUUUUAACAUGUCUGAUAAAACCAGUGAAGAUCUUUAUCUGCAACUCAAUCGUUUACUAGAAAGCAAUAGGAAGCUUGAAGACCAAGUUCAGCGUUGUAUCUGGUUCCAGCAGCUACUGCUUUCCUUAACAAUGCUCUUGCUUGCUUUUGUCAUCUCUUUCUUCUAUUUGCUGUACAGUUAAAGAAGUGGCACUCGGUAGGAAACAAGGCUCUUUCGUUCAUUAGUUGGAAAAAGACCCAGAACUUCAUGCUACUAAAAGUGCCGCACAUCUGUGCUUCCUGAAAGGAAAUUUGCCACACUUAGAGGGGAACAUGUCUUGAAAAUAAAGUCUGUUAGAAUAAGGAAACACUGGAGAAAUUGAUUAUAAGAGAGUAUAGCUGUAGUUAGCCAAGUCAAGGCAUAGCCGUGUGUAAAUUAAUACUUUAGAUAUAAUUUAUUUUUUCCUUUCGAUUUGAAGACUUCUGAAGUUUAAGUUGUAUUAUAUAUAUACAUUAGCUGAACUGAAAAGUGUAAGUAACAAGCUUUGUUGCAGCCAAAAAUGUCAUCUGCUGUUUUUAAUGACAAAAUCAUUAUAGCUGAGCCAACUUACUAGCUUUUCUAUACUAUGUAUAUAGAACAUGUAUAUUGAAAAAACCAUACUUAUACAGAGUAAUUUCUUUAAACAUGACUUUGUAAUUUUGAGAAUUACUUCCAGAUGCUAGUCAAUAUUCUUUGAGUAUGUAAAACUAUUUAAUGCCAAACCACCUUUAGCCUUUGUUUCUUAUCUGUCUUCCUUAAAGUCUGCCUUUUAUUAAUCUUGGACUUUUUAAUGAAUACUCACAUUUAGGUAGAACUGGGGAAACUAAGUUUGGUUGGGUUUUCCUUGAAUUCUGUCAGUGGCACGGAGAAGAAAAAUCCUUUCAGUCCCACUUUCCAGUCUUUUUUAUGCGGUGUCACAUUGCUCACGGUGGCUGGACACUGACCCGUAUGCUUCAGUAGUAUUAGAAAGGCCUACUCCAAUGUUGUACCAUCUUCACCCUCUUUUCUAAACGAGUUAAAAUUUCUUUGAAAAGUUAGUUUUUGAGAGGCAUAGCCGUAGAAUUCAUUUACAUUUCAGGUCCUUGUUAAAAUCAGCCACCAGAAGGAAACUUGACAAGAAGACUAGAUAGAGGAUCUAGAAGCAUGACAAAAACAAAUCAAAACUCCAGUGUCAAGUGUCCAUUUCUGAGUGAAAAGUAGAACUCAUGAUCCACUUGUACCACCUUCAGACUGGGGCUGAUGGACUUGCUGGAUCCUCUGCCCUUGUCACAGUAAUCCCAAGGGUGGUUCCUGAGUGCCUAAGAUGAUACGACUCGCAGGGGCAGAGGUGGAUGAAAAGAGUUUGUUUUCUCAUUUAUACAGCCAGUUUCAGUCCGUGUUGGUUCACGUGUAAAUCUACUUGAUAUGAAAGAAAAAGAGUCUGCCUGUUAAAUAAAUGUUGAGUUUUGAUUGA